AUGCAGGCGGAAUACUACCCAAAACAAAACAUAGUGUCCCUGAGCAUCGAACUCAGCAGCUGGGCCAAGGCGUUCCUUACCGACUUACGAAUAUCAAAGAAUCUGCUCACUUGCACCAAGGCGUCUAUCAUAAUUAAGAAAAAGAAACAAAUUCGAAAUUUCCAUUUGUAUAAAAUUAAACUGGGACUACUAUAUGACAGUUGCUCCAACCGUCCUGACGUUUCGGUUGAGGGAGAAGAGUUGAGGCAAAAGAGUUCCCCCAUGGAUGAUGCCCCGGGCGGAAAUGACACCCGAUGUGAUUCUCCCCUCCGACAUGCGAAUGGCAGCUUCUGCAAUACAUACACUAAUGAAAAGGGAGGAAAUAAAAACAGGGUGAUGUACAAUGAGGAAAACGAAAUCAGGACGAGUAGUGGAAAGGCAAACAUUUUUGAGACAAAUGAUGGAAAGGAUGGGAUGAAUGGAGUAGAAUGGGAAGGCCUGAAUGGGAGCAGACCCCAUCCACUGUAUACGAAGCAGGAGCAUGAAGCCAAAAGAGGCACGGAAUGCACACCAGUGAGCGUAGGACAUGGAAAGGGGCACCACCCAAGUGGUAUCAAUAAUCAUACAAAGGAAAAUAUACAACAAGGGUGCGAAAAGACCUUUACAGACAACCAUUUCGAUACAGGCCACUUGUUAAGAGAAAAAAACAUUUUUUCGAAAGACUUCCCCAUCUUUGAAAGGGCCCAUUUGGCCAAGUAUCUAUUUUUGCCCUCCUUCUUGUCAGUACAAAGUGCCAAGAUAAAAUCCAUUCAUUUUGUGCUAAAUGAAAGGCUGAGCAUAUGCGUCCUCCUAGACCUAAUCGUAGUCAGAAAAAAAAACAACAUUGUCCAGUCAAGCAUAAACAAAGAAUUACACGACAUGUUAAAGAUGCAAAGAAGUAUCCUUCAGUGCAAAUCGUGCAGUAAAGGCGUUAUCAUAUGCGGAGAUGUUAAUUGUAUAUUGCCCAAUCUGUACUUAAACACGGCUGAUUUUUUUGAGCACGCGUUUUGCGAAGAAUGCACCACCUUCUCCUUUGAUGGAUUAAAAGAUGUUGACCGGAAUAUUUUCCUCUUCCCCAAUUGUUUGUUUUUUCAUUUUAGCUUAGUAAAAACGAAUCAUCUAGCUGUUAAGGCAGAUUCCUUGCACCACUUUCGCUUUUUACUUUUCUGUAAUUUUUGCUACAACUCUCUGGGCUAUUUAGAAAACCAAAGAAAUCACCUGUAUUCCUAUCACAAAAAUAAAAACAUGAGUGAUAAGCUUAAAGAUGUUUUUCUGGGUUCACUUCACGACGCUGACCAAGGGCGGUACACACAGCUGAGUAGGGCUACUACGUUGCUGCGAUGUGACCAUCUUUCACUUAUACACUUUAAUGAAGGGAGAACAAAAUUUCCCCAUCAUUUGGGCGUUUCCCCAGGGGGGAAGCAGGAUGCCGGGACGGAAACGAAGGAUGUACUUCUUUCCGAGGAAAAUUUCCAUGAGGAGAAAAAGCACACGGGGAAGAACGGCACGCAAAACGACAGCAAUAUUGGUCAAAACGACAGCUACGUUGGUCAAAAAGAAAGCAAGGUUUGUCACACAGCAGGUCACAAUGGAGGAUAUCUCAAUCCUUCCGGGGGGAUCACCCCCAAGGUGUACCUCCUUAAACACAAAAUAAAAAUGACAUUAAAUGGAAAAAAUAUCUUCAGAAAUUACAACGAUGUACUUUUCCUAAACGAGUAUAUGCGCAAUAAAUGUGAAAAAAAAAACAAAACACUUUUUUAUUUAAGGAGUAGCGAAAAAAGGAAAAUAAUCGAAGUGAGGAUAUUCAUAAGGACUCUUUAUAUUUGUAAAAUUCUGGACGAUGCAAGACAUAUUUCCAAUUUUUUAGGUCUCCAAAAAGUGAUGAAAAUAUUGUUUUCCACAAAAGGAGAAUCCCAAUUGAAGUUGGCUAACUCGGAAACUAUUGACCUUUCGAGAGAGCUUUACGAGGAUGUAUUAAAAAUGCUCGUCGCGUAUUCCUUCCGAGGGUGUGCCCCCGGAGCGAAGCUGUUCUCAUAUCUGCACCUGGUCCAUUAG
Plasmodium inui San Antonio 1 is the source of this 2073-nucleotide messenger RNA. RefSeq lists its product as hypothetical. The record is from RefSeq and is a predicted model, not a curated record. The transcript has a single exon. Bases 1 to 2073 code for a protein of 690 amino acids. Lineage: Eukaryota; Apicomplexa; Aconoidasida; Haemosporida; Plasmodiidae.